AUGACAUCAAUCAACCAGAGAUUAGUUAAAAUUUUAGCAAAAAGUAGCAAAAAACUUCAAAAUAUGAGAGUUGACAAAAUAGGGUGUAUUGGAGCUGGAUACGUUGGUGGCCCAACUAUGGCAAUUAUUGCAUAUAAAUGCCCAAAUCUUAAAAUAUAUGUUUGUGAUAAGAACGUGAAAAGAAUACAAGAAUGGAAUUCGAGUACUCCUCCGAUAUUCGAACCCGGAUUAUUGGAUGUAUUAAAAAAAACACUAAAUGUAAAUUUGUUUUUUACUCAUGAAGUUGACAAAGUCAUUAAAGAAUGUGAUAUCAUUUUUAUCUCGGUAAAUACACCAACAAAAACUUAUGGCAAAGAAAAGGGUAAAGCUCCUGACCUAUCUAUGAUGGAAGAUUGUUGCAGAACAAUCUCCAGAAUUUCUGAAACUAGUAAAAUUGUUGUUGAAAAAUCAACAGUGCCAGUAAAAACCUCGGACUCUUUAUUAGAGGUGUUAUACUCGUGUAGAACGAAAAAGGAUGUGGAUUUCACAGUUAUUUCAAACCCUGAAUUUCUAGCCGAAGGAACUGCUAUUUCUGAUUUAGAAUUUCCAGAUAGAGUUUUAAUUGGAGGAAGAACAGAUUCUGAAAUUGGUAAGAUAGGAAUGGAAAUAUUGAAAACGAUAUACUUGAACUGGGUUCCUGAACAAAAAAUUCUAAUGAUGAAUGUUUGGAGUGCUGAAUUAGCAAAGCUAGCUUCUAAUGCAUUUCUCGCACAGAGAAUCUCAUCAAUCAAUUCAUUUUCAAGACUUUGUGAAAUCACUGGUGCCGAUAUUACCCAUAUUUCACAGGCUGUUGGAAGUGAUAAAAGGGUUGGAAAUCAGUUUUUAACGUCAUCCAUUGGCUUUGGAGGAAGUUGCUUCAAGAAAGACGUUUUAUGUCUUGCUUAUUUAUUUGACCAUUUCAACUUAAAGAAUGAAGCUGAGUAUUGGAGGCAGGUGAUUCACUUAAAUGAAGUUCAAAAGACAUCUUUUUCAACAAAAAUUGUUGAAUCAAUGUUUAAAUCUCUCAAGAACAAGAAAAUAUCUAUACUUGGAUUUUCAUUUAAAAAAGACACUAAUGAUGUAAGGGAGACCCCUUCAGGCACUAUUUGUUUCGAACUAUUACGAGAGGGAGCAAAUCUUACUAUUUAUGACCCCAAAUCAAAAAAUUCAGAGAUCAUUUCUGAAUUAAGUAAGUAUGGUAUCCAGUGCAUGCCUUAUGAAUGCAAACAGCAAGAUCAAACUUUAGUUGCUUCUCAAGGAACUAAACAAACUCCUAUAACCAACAUAACAGAUUACAACAAUAUUCAAAUAUCCCCAGAACUGCAAACAGCAAUUCAGGGCUCUCAUGCUCUGGUUUUCUGCACUGACUGGGAUGUAUUUAAGGAUAUCAACUUUCAACAAGCAUUUAAUAAUAUGGAAAAGCCUGCCUUCAUUUUUGACGGAAGAAACUUCCUUCAGCACCAUCAACUUUUCGAAAUUGGAUUUAAUGUUUUCUCAAUUGGAAGGCCUCCUUUAAUCAAUUCAAAUUCUCAAUCUAAAUUGGAAUUCCAAUCAUACUCUUCCUGCACUGCAACUAGUCAUUAUAAGAUGCAUGCAAAUAACGGUAUUUUUGGAAGUGGCGCCAAACAUGAUAAUUACAUGCAUGAAAACAAACCAUUAAAUUAA
Molecule: messenger RNA, 1683 nt
Organism: Cryptosporidium ubiquitum
Lineage: Eukaryota; Apicomplexa; Conoidasida; Eucoccidiorida; Cryptosporidiidae
Exons: 1
Coding region: 1-1683 (560 amino acids)
Biological process (GO): polysaccharide biosynthetic process; glycosaminoglycan biosynthetic process
Cellular component (GO): cytosol; nucleus
Molecular function (GO): NAD binding; UDP-glucose 6-dehydrogenase activity
Source: RefSeq, a predicted model, not a curated record